AUGUCUCAAUCUCUCAAGAUUGCUAUCCUGCAAAACGAUCACAGGUCCGAAGGUUACUGGAACGACAUCAGAGAAGCGUUCUGCGAUGUUAUAGGUACUGCCGCCCCAGACUCGCAGAUCAACUUCUUUGAUCCUAUCGAGCUUCAAGUCUACCCGGAAUUGUCGGACAAUUAUGACCUGAUUAUUUUGAGCGGUGGUAACGCUGAACACGAUGGCAACGUUCCAUGGGUCUUAAAGAUGCAGGCUUUUAUAAGAACUGUUGCGCAAAAUCAUCCGCGUCAAAAAUUGGUUGGCAUCUGCUGGGGACAUCAGGCCAUCCACAAGUCAUUAGGUGGGACGGUUGGCUAUAGGAAAGAAGGGGCAGAGGUACAAACGCACAUCAAACUAACUCCGGAAGGGAGUAAAUUCUUUCAGUUUGCAGAAGCUAGGGGAGCCUUAGUUGUGAAUGUUAUGCAUCUGGAGUAUGUCUAUGAGCCGGGGUCGAACUUUAUUCCACUAGCUGAGGAUCACCAGUCCUUUAUCUCAACGAACAAUAGUAUUCUCACAUUCCAGGCACAUCCGGAAAUAGGGGCAGAAUUUGCAGAACGGAUCAUCAGAAAGGACUUUAAGAGACGCCUUAGUCAGUCAGACUUUGAACAUGCGCUCGAGGAACUAGACUGCCCAUUGGAUAAUGAGAAAAUCUGGAAACGAAUUCUGCAAUGGGCUAGGAAUUAG
Messenger RNA from Talaromyces amestolkiae, 714 nucleotides. RefSeq lists its product as uncharacterized. NCBI's taxonomy places the organism in Eukaryota, Fungi, Ascomycota, Eurotiomycetes, Eurotiales, Trichocomaceae. The transcript is spliced from 2 exons. The record is from RefSeq and is a predicted model, not a curated record. The coding region runs from base 1 to 714 and encodes 237 amino acids. Gene Ontology annotation, cellular component: nucleus; cytosol.